AAAAUACAUCACGUAUGUAUUUAUCUCUGGAACACGAUAAAUCCGCAUCAAAUACGUCGCAUCAUGAUUUUACAAAAGCCCUUGAUCCUCCAGAUCUUAGCUAUAAAUGAUAAACGCGUCAUAUGCACUCAUUCGCAGGUCAUUGUGCGCCGUUGACAAUCAAAACAACUGCAGUCGCGGCACAGAUACAAGUCGUCAGUCAGUAGCCACAAGGAUAUACUUUCUCACCUCACGGAAAGCGAAAAACUGGGUGCAGCGUGCUGAGAGGGAGAGAGCGAGAGAGCUCGUGACUGCAACUGCGUGUUUCGAUGCUUAAUCAUCUCGUACGAACGACGCUUAAAAAAGUAGUGCUUCCGAAGCAACGGCUCCACGGUUUUCGGCGCAGAAGCAACGUAGCCUUCACCGGUGGCAUCCUAACCUCAUUCCCCAGCACUGCUGUUGCAGCUUCACUGCCGAGUAGUCGUAGUAGAGAUAAUCCUCUAAUCGAAGGUUUUCGAAGAGAUUUUUCGCGAGUUCGGUUCUUCGGCACGACCAUGAGUCCCAACAAGUUCACUUACCCGAAAGCUCGAAGAGACGAGACCGCUGUGGAUGUUUAUCACGGUGUUGAGAUCAAAGAUCCAUACAAGUGGCUGGAAGAUCCAGAGUCGGAGGAGACCAAGGCAUAUGUCGAUGCUCAGAAUGCCAUCACUGUUCCGUUCAUACAAGCCUGCCCCAAGCGUCAAGCUAUCCAUGAUAGACUUAAACAACUGUGGGACUACCCCAAGUACUCUUGUCCUGCGAAGAAGGGAAGCAAAUACUACUUUUUCAUGAACACUGGUUUGCAAAAUCAAAGUGUAUUCUAUGUACAAGACUCACUGGACGGAGAGCCAAGAGUUUUCCUUGAUCCAAACACGUUUUCCACGGAUGGAACUGUUGCCAUAUCAAGUGGAGAGUUUAGUGAAGAUGGUGGUAUAUAUGCCUAUGCCUUAUCUGCUAGUGGAUCUGACUGGAACACUAUUCACUUUAUCAAUACCAAGACAGGUGAAAAGUAUCCUGAAGUUUUGGAGAAAGUAAAGUAUUCUUCCAUAACAUGGACACACGAUAAUGUGGGAGUUUUCUAUGCUUGCUAUCCUGAACAGCUUGAGAAAGCUGAUGGUUCCGAGACUUUUGUCAACAAGAAUCAAAAGUUGUGUUAUCACAAAGUUGGCACGCCACAGUCAGAAGAUGUGGUGGUUGUAGAUUUUCCAGAACAUCCUUUGUGGAGAAUAGAUGCAAAAGUAACAGACUGUGGUCGAUGGCUGGUUGUCAUGCCCCAGCAAGAGUGCCGCGACAACCUAGUCUUCUUUGCCAAGCUUAAUACUGCAGAAGGAAUCAAAGGAAAACUGCCACUGACAGAAGUAGUUGGAAAUUUAGAAGCUGACUAUGAAUACGUUACGAAUGUUGGUACAAAAGCUGUGUUCAGGACAAAUAAAAAUGCUCCAAAUUUCAAAUUGAUUGCUACAGAUUUUGAAAAUUAUCAAGAAAAUAGUUGGUCUGAAUUAAUAGCAGAGCAUUCUCGCAAUGUUUUGGAUUGGGCUACUGCUGUUGAUAAGGAUAAGCUUGUUGUUUGUUAUAUUGAAGAUGUUAAGAAUGUUUUGGGAGUUCACAGUUUAGAAACUGGAAAGUUGAUAAGACAGUUACCUUUAGAUGUAGGAACAGUGGUUGGUUUUUCAGGAGAUCUCAAGUACUCUGAAAUAUUUUAUCAGUUUACCUCUUUCUUAACACCUGGAAUUAUUUAUACGUUAGAUCUUAAGGAAAAUGAAGAGAAGCCAAAGGUGUUCCGCGAAAUCAAAGUUAAUGACUUUGAUGCAAGUUCGUACAAAACAACUCAAAUAUUUUAUUCUAGUAAAGAUGGAACAAAAAUCCCCAUGUUUAUUGUACAUAAAAAAGAUCUCGUGCUGGAUGGUUCGUCUCCUGCUCUUCUUUAUGGAUAUGGAGGCUUCAAUGUCAGCAUUCAGCCUACCUUUAGCGUUACGCGGCUAGUCUUCUUGCAGCACCUUAACGGUGUUUUGGCAAUCCCAAAUAUACGAGGAGGAGGUGAAUAUGGUGAAAAGUGGCACAACGGCGGACGUUUCACAAACAAACAAAACGUCUUUGAUGACUUCCAAUGCGCUGCUGAGUACUUGAUCGACAACCGUUACACGUCGCCCAAGAAAUUAAUAAUUCAAGGAGGCAGCAAUGGUGGUCUUCUUGUAGGUGCUUGCAUUAAUCAGAGACCUGAUCUUUUUGGUGCUGCUAUUGCUCAAGUAGGAGUUAUGGACAUGCUGAAGUUCCACAAAUUCACCGUCGGCUACGCUUGGACGUCCGACUACGGCAGUUCGGACGAUAGAGAACACUUUAAGAAUCUGCUCAAGUACUCGCCUUUGCACAACGUGAAACCGCCUAAAGAUGGAGGACAAUACCCAGCGACGCUGCUUUUGACGGCAGAUCACGACGAUCGUGUAGUGCCGCUGCACAGUUUAAAACUGAUAGCUACACUGCAACACGAAAUUGGAAGCCUGCCACAGCAGACUAAUCCUAUACUCAUCAGGAUCGACGUCAAAGCCGGACACGGAAGAGGGAAGCCGACGUCGAAAGUGAUUGAUGAAAGUACUGACAUUUUAUCCUUUGUGGUACAAACGUUGAACCUCGAAUUCAAGUAGCUGUAAAUAUGCAAUUAAUUUGCACUACUGAAAUCAAUUUUUGUAAAAUUUUAAGAUAAAUUCUAUUGCAUUUCUUGUGAAUGGAUUUCCGAUUUUUACUCGUUCUAAAAAUAAAGUUCGCAAUUUACAAUCUAUAA
Molecule: messenger RNA, 2797 nt
Organism: Nasonia vitripennis (jewel wasp)
Lineage: Eukaryota; Metazoa; Arthropoda; Insecta; Hymenoptera; Pteromalidae
Product: prolyl endopeptidase
Exons: 11
Coding region: 309-2660 (783 amino acids)
Biological process (GO): proteolysis
Cellular component (GO): cytosol
Molecular function (GO): serine-type endopeptidase activity; oligopeptidase activity
Source: RefSeq, a predicted model, not a curated record